UCGUGUUAUUUGUUUCAGACAUUGGUAUCUUGUAGUCGUCGCAAACUGACAGUGAUGGAAGAAAGUGGGAGUGCCUUUGUUAUUGAUGAAACGAACACAUUAGACUACCUUUUCUACGAGCCUUACGGAGAUUUUUUGGCCAGCAAUCUUUUCCAUGUCGUUGUUUGGAUGUUACUUUCGAUUGGAAUUAUUGGUAGCAUUUUGGUUGUGAUGUGGAGACUUGUGCAGAAAAGAGAUCAGAGAUCGUCUCCUCUCUCAAUCCUCAUCAUCAUGCUGGCAGUUUCAGACUUCUUCUAUUGUGUUCACUUGCUGCUUCUUGAGAGUCUAGUCACUGAAUCUCAUCUAAGACAACAGCGGCUGUGGGAACAAGUCUCUAUGCGUUAUGUGUGCAUUGCAAGCUCAGUUCUGUCUUGGGUUUCUUGCCUCACAGCUCAGUUGGCAACUUUCAAUAUUGCAGUUUACUUAAUUCAAGCAAUAAACGGAUGGUGUUCUCGUUGUUACUGUUCACUAGUUCGCAAGCGAGUUGUGGUUAUCACAAUCAUCUGUCAAGUUAUUUUCGUCGUUGCUAGUAUUUUGUCCAUUUUUACGGUAUUCCACUAUUUUCAUCUGCAAUUUCCGUUUGCACCACUUGAAUAUGAUAGCAGCUGGAUAUACAAUGCCAGUUACUCGAGACGUGAACAAAUUACCGAGAUUUUUGGACGUUGUGCUUUAGUUGAGUCAUGUAAUUUUGUUGUUUGCGUCAAUAUUACUGAAUCAGUCUCACACGGCAAUUACACCAUUGUAACUAACGAUCUCGAUGGUAUCUCUUGUGCUGUAGAGGUUGACUCCAGUCAAUAUCUAGGAGCAGCUGUGUCAUCUCUAUGUUCUCUUCUUACAUCGUCAUAUGUUGUUCUCUAUUUGAUAGUGUGCCUCACGGUUCGUAGAAGAGCUUCUCGAAGAAACGUAACAAGAACAUCUGACACACAAAAAUUUCAAUGGAGAUUGAGUGUAAUUGUUCUAAUAAACAUUAUAUGUUGGAUUCCCACAACUGCAUUGCAUUGGUCAGGAAUCUAUGUCGUGUCAUAUUUAGAUUCAGUUUCAGAAUCUCGGCUAUUGAACAAUACUACUGCAGCAAGUGUUCUUCUCAUCUCAAUCAGACCAGCAGUUAAUCCUCUUAUCUACACAUUCACAGGAAAAAACUUUUUACAUUCAAUUCGCAAGUUUUGUAGACGAAUGAAAUGCGACAUAUCUGUGAGACGAAACAGUUCCAACUACCAUGACGAUCACAUUAGAGGAAUUGAACGUUGCAGCUGUAUUUCAUGUAUCAAAUGUGUUCAUCGAGAUGAAGAGAAUGAUGCAGAAACAUUUACUUCCGACUCGAGUUUUGAUCAGAACGGACUCUUUCCGUCUGCCAAGGCUUCAAGUCGAAGUCUUGUUGAUUUUGGAGCUGAUGCUCGUGGCAUCGACAUUCCUGCUCACAAAGUUUUCCAACGCAAAGAUUUGAUAUAUGAUCGAAGAUGCGACUUGAUUGGCAGAGGAGGGUUUGCUGACGUAUACAAAGCAGUCUUACAAGGAAACACCAUCGUUGCAUUUAAGAUACCAUUCAUUGGAGGAUCUCGUUUUACAGACAUAGAGAUGAAUGAUAUCAUGAAAGAAUCUUCUAUUUUGCUGGCUAUUCCUUCUCAUAAACAUAUUGUCAAGAUGUUUGGAGUUUGCAUCGAUUUUCGUCACUUCGGUAUCGUUUUAGAGUAUGUUGAUGGUGGAGAUCUUUCCACUCUACUUUCUCCUCACACAUUUGUCCCUUACAUGAACGAAUGGAAGAACAAGCUGGAUAUGACUUGUCAGAUAGCUGAUGGCAUGAAAUAUCUUCAUGGUCUUGACCCGCCUGUCAUUCAUCGUGAUCUAAAACCAAAUAACAUAUUGGUUAAAAAGUCAUCAACUAAAUACACUUGCAAGAUCUCUGACUUUGGAUUGGCGAAAUUACGAGCUACAACUACUACUGCAGCUAGCUACACGGAAGAUGGAAUUACAUUACAUGCAGCUGGUUCUUUAGGAUACAUUGCACCUGAACGAUACGGAUCUGUUCGCCUAGAUAUGCCAGCGUUAGCAAAGUCAGACAUUUACAGCUUUGGUGUCAUUCUAUUUCAAUUCAGAGAGCGUAUCUUACCAUUUGGCGAAGAGAACAAUCCUGUAGUGAUUGCAUUGAACAUCAGAGAAGGAACACCAUUCAAGGUUCCAGUAAAACCUUGUCCACAUGGAUAUGAAGAGCUGAUGAGAAGUUGUUGUUCAAUGCAAAGAAAUGAUCGACCAGCUUUUGCAGAUAUAUUGACUAACCUGCAGGCGAUGUCGCACGACACGUCUGCGUGACGUCAUCACAAGCUGUGCUUGAUCUAGAAACUGCUGCGAAUGCAGAUGUUGUCCGGUCUUUCUGUCCUCAUCAAGUACACUUUAGCAUUUUAUAAUCGUAGCAUGUUUGAUUGUAUUGUGGAGUUAAGGUAUAUUACUUGUGUAUUCACA
This is a messenger RNA of Corticium candelabrum, 2496 nucleotides long. Its product is annotated as probable serine/threonine-protein kinase roco4. Gene Ontology annotation, cellular component: membrane. Lineage: Eukaryota; Metazoa; Porifera; Homoscleromorpha; Homosclerophorida; Plakinidae. Bases 55 to 2346 code for a protein of 763 amino acids. Gene Ontology annotation, biological process: G protein-coupled receptor signaling pathway; protein phosphorylation. Gene Ontology annotation, molecular function: protein serine/threonine kinase activity; ATP binding; G protein-coupled receptor activity. The transcript is spliced from 9 exons. The record is from RefSeq and is a predicted model, not a curated record.